Messenger RNA from Miscanthus lutarioriparius, 1518 nucleotides. NCBI's taxonomy places the organism in Eukaryota, Viridiplantae, Streptophyta, Magnoliopsida, Poales, Poaceae. The record is from the annotation of a GenBank genome assembly.
AUGCAAGUUCUUCUAUUGCUCUCGUUGGUUCUCCCGGUGGUCAUCCUUAUCGCCCGGCGCGCAACGCCGGCGAAGGCAUGGCUGGCCAACCUCAAGUUGGUUCUAGCAAGCAAGCCACCAGCUAUGUUCGUCACGGACUAUGCCGCGGCGCAUAACCUUCUCGUGCGGGGCAGCAGAGCCGUCGGCGGCGGCUCCUUCUCCAACCGCCCUCCAUCCAUGUCACCCAGCGCUGUCCUCUCGGGCCGCCUCUACCACAACAUCAUCUCGGCACCCUAUGGCCAACUCUGGCGCGCCCUCCGCCACAACCUCACCUCGGGAGUCCUCCACCCGACGCACCUGCGUGGCUACGCGGCCGCGCGUCGCCAUGCGCUACGUGGCCUCGUAGUGGACCUCAGGGAGCAGCAGCUCGCCGACGGCGUGGUGCUUGCCACGGAGAGCAUCCGCAGCGCGGUGUUUGGCCUCGUCUCCACCAUGUGCUUCGGCGAGGGCGUCGACGCGGCCGUGGUCCGUGCCAUGGCUGAUGUCCAGAUGGAGCUCAUCCUGUCCUUGCCUGCGGUACGCACGCUCGUGUCCGUGCCGUUCCUGGCGCUGUGUAGGUUAAUCUACCGCAAGCGGUGGAACAAGUUGGUCGCGAUACGACAGAAGCAGGAGGAGCUGUACCUCCCACUCAUCGACGGCUGCCGCAUCCAUCCCCGGCACUCUGACGAGACGCCGACAUACGUGCACACGCUCCUGGACCUUCAUGUCCCGGUAGAAUUCGAAGCAGAUGACCAAAUACCUGCUGCUCCUGGACCUGCUGGAGGCAAGCAACGGCAGCAACGGAGGCUCGAGGAUGGCGAACUCGUGGGGCUCUGCUCGGAGUUUCUUGGUUCCGGAACUGAAUCCCUAUCCGUGGCGCUGCAGUGGAUCAUGGCGAACCUAAUGAAGCGCGCAGACAUGCAGGAGGCCAUCUGGAGGGAGAUCGACGCUGCUGUUGAGGCCGACACCGAGGAGGUCGGGGAGGAGGUUCUUGGGAAGUUGGACCACCUCAGCGCUGUCAUCUUGGAGGCAUUGCGUCUGCAUCCCACCACCAUGUGGGUAUUUAGGCAGGUGAUGGAAGAAGACCAAGUGGUUCAUGAUGGCCAACAUAUUCCUGCGGGUACCAAGAUGGUCUUCUCGUUGGAGGCUCUAGGGCGAGACAAGACAGUGUGGACUGACCCUGAUGAGUUCAAGCCAGAACGAUUUCAAGCAUGUGGAGGUGGAGAAAGCGUUACCAAGAACCUGCUGUCCAUGGCCGGGGACAUGAAGAUGAUGCCUUUUGGGGCCGGCAGGAGGAUGUGCCCUGCUAUAAGCAUGUCGUUACUCCACAUCGGCUACUUCAUCGCAAACCUUAUGAGGGAGUUCGAGUGGAGGGAAGCAGAGGGUGAGCAUGCCGUCCAACUCCACACGGAUGCCAACGUCUUGCUGUUCAAUUUCAUGGAGCGUCCGCUACGUGCUCACCUUGUGCCUCGCCGGCCGGUGGUCAAAAAGGUUCGUUAA